CUCAGUACAAACUCAACGCUUCGCACAGCCGCAACGUCGUAAGAGAAUCUCGGAGAAAUUCUUUUCUUGUAUAGAAAUUAUAAUUAGCAAAGAUGAGGUCUUUGAAUUUGUUUGCUUUGCUGCUGCUUGUGCUUGCCAUCUUCUUGGGUCACUUGGGUCAAUCUGAGGCCAGCUUUUGUCCCUGCAAUCUGAAGGAGAAGGGCAAGGUGUGUGGCUCCAAUGGCGUUACCUACACGAAUCGCUGUGAAUUCGAGUGCACACAGCGGGAUUACAAGAAGCUGGGACGUACUCUGAACAUUCGGAGCAUGGGAGAUUGUGCUUAGUGAAUAACUUUUUGAUUUUGCUUGUUCAAGUCGCGUGUAUUUAUAAUCUCAUUAAAAUAUUAAUGUAUUCUUA
Drosophila nasuta is the source of this 396-nucleotide messenger RNA. RefSeq lists its product as uncharacterized. Gene Ontology annotation, molecular function: protein binding. The record is from RefSeq and is a predicted model, not a curated record. The coding region runs from base 93 to 323 and encodes 76 amino acids. Lineage: Eukaryota; Metazoa; Arthropoda; Insecta; Diptera; Drosophilidae. The transcript has a single exon.